Molecule: messenger RNA, 435 nt
Organism: Morchella importuna
Lineage: Eukaryota; Fungi; Ascomycota; Pezizomycetes; Pezizales; Morchellaceae
Exons: 2
Coding region: 1-435 (144 amino acids)
Biological process (GO): negative regulation of DNA-templated transcription
Cellular component (GO): nucleus
Molecular function (GO): transcription corepressor activity; transcription factor binding
Source: RefSeq, a predicted model, not a curated record
AUGUCAAUCACCGGCGACGUCGUCUCCGCCCCCAUCAAGGUCGACCGCAAGACCACAACCCCCUUCCUCCUAAAGCUCUUCUACCGCCAGGGCGGCUUCCACCGCCUCGACGACUUCCGCGCCCGCUCGCAACCAAACUCCUACGUCACCAUCUACACCUGGCGCGACUGCACGCUCAGCGAGCUCUCCAUGCUGCUCAGCUCCACGCUGCCCGCGCUGUGUCCGCCGCGCUCGCGCGUCGGCUUCCGCCUCAUCUACGCCGACACGCGGUACGGGUCUGCGCGCUACACCAGCAAGGACCUUGGCGCGGUUGUGCCGGGCGGCGACGCGGCGCUGGAUAAUGUUGGGCGGAAGACGCUGAGUGAGGUGGCGUUUGUGGUGGGCGAUUGGAUCGAUGUCGCGGUGUAUCCGGAGGGGCAUGGGGGGUGGGUGUGA